This is a messenger RNA of Tripterygium wilfordii, 2079 nucleotides long. RefSeq names its product hexokinase-1. Gene Ontology annotation, biological process: intracellular glucose homeostasis; glycolytic process; glucose 6-phosphate metabolic process. The coding region runs from base 1 to 1497 and encodes 498 amino acids. Gene Ontology annotation, molecular function: ATP binding; D-glucose binding; glucokinase activity. The record is from RefSeq and is a predicted model, not a curated record. The transcript is spliced from 9 exons. Gene Ontology annotation, cellular component: mitochondrion; cytosol. Lineage: Eukaryota; Viridiplantae; Streptophyta; Magnoliopsida; Celastrales; Celastraceae.
AUGGGGAAGGCGGUAGUAGGAGCGACGGUGGUUUGUGCCGCGGUGGUGUGUGCGGGGGCGGCGCUCUAUGUGCGGCACAGGAUGAGGAGUUCGGGGAAGUGGGCGAGGGCUAUGGCGAUACUGAAUGAGUUCGAGGAGAAGUGUGGGACCCCAAUCUCGAAGCUGCAACUGGUGGCUGACGCUAUGACUGUUGAGAUGCAUGCCGGCCUUGCAUCGGAGGGUGGCAGUAAGCUCAAGAUGCUCAUCUCCUAUGUCGACAAUCUUCCGACUGGGGAUGAGGAAGGACUGUUUUAUGCACUGGACCUUGGUGGCACAAACUUCCGUGUCCUGCGUAUACAGUUGGGUGGGAAAGAAGGACGUGUUGUCAAACAGGAAUUUGAGGAAGUUUCAAUUCCUCCACAUUUGAUGACUGGAACUUCAGAUGAAUUAUUUGAUUAUAUUGCUGAAGCGCUUGCAAAGUUUGUUGCUACAGAAAGUGAAGAUUUUCAUCUUCCACCUGGUAGACAAAAGGAACUGGGUUUUACCUUCUCAUUUCCAGUUAGGCAAAUGUCGAUAGCAUCCGGGAAUCUUUUGAAAUGGACAAAGGGCUUUUCCAUUGAAGAUGCAGUUGGUCAAGAUAUUGUGGGAGAAUUAACGAGAGCCAUGGAAAGAAAAGGCCUUGACAUGCGCGUGACAGCUUUGGUUAAUGAUACCAUUGGAACAUUAGCUGGAGGUAGAUACUACAACAAUGAUGUCAUUGCUGCAGUGAUCUUGGGUACUGGAACAAAUGCAGCCUAUGUUGAACGGGCUCAUGCAAUUCCCAAGUGGCAUGGACUUCUGCCUAAAUCUGGAGACAUGGUUAUCAACAUGGAGUGGGGUAAUUUCCGAUCGUCACAUCUGCCUCUGACAGAGUAUGAUCAAGAACUUGAUGCUGAGACUUUGAAUGUGGGAGAGCAGAAAUUUGAGAAGAUGAUUUCCGGCAUGUAUUUGGGAGAGAUUGUACGAAGAGUAUUACACAAGAUGGCUGAAGAAGCUGCCUUUUUUGGUGACGUUAUUCCACCCAAACUGCAAAUUCCUUUUGUUUUAAGAACUCCUCAUAUGUCCGCAAUGCAUCAUGACACAUCCCCAGAUUUGAAAGUUGUUGGAAGCAAGCUAAAGGACAUCUUAGAGAUAUCUAAUACCUCACUGAAAACAAGAAAAAAAGUUGUUGAGCUAUGUGAUAUUGUGGCCACUCGUGCUGCCCGUCUGUCUGCUGCUGGGAUCUUAGGCAUCCUGAAGAAGUUGGGGAAAGACAAGGUCAGGGAUGGGGAAAAGCAGAAGUCAGCGAUUGCCAUGGAUGGUGGCUUAUAUGAGCAUUACUCAAAAUUCAGUUCCUGCAUGGAGAGCACUCUGAAAGAGUUACUGGGAGAGGAAGUCUCUAAGAGCAUUGCAAUUGAGCACUCCAAUGAUGGCUCAGGCAUUGGAGCAGCCCUCCUUGCAGCCUCUCAUUCCCAGUACCUUGAGGUCGAGGAGUCCUGAAGAUGCAUCUAAGCAGAUCAAGAAGGCCCUUUUCAAAUUUUGUAUAUCUUGCCUUUUCCCCUUGUUGGCACUUACAAAUCAUUAUGGAGCUUUCAUGCCUCCCAGCUCGCGCAAUUGUGACUGCCUGCCUGGAAAUUCUUAAUUUAUGGGCAUGCAGAACUCAGUUGAGUGAUGUAUCAGAUCGCAUGCUGAAAGUUUUCGCGCUAGCUUCGUCAUUCUGCUCCUAAAAUUCUGGGAGUCGGUCUGCAGGUACUGUUGGGAGUGCAGUAUACCAGAUUUUAGAGAAUAAAAAGGGGAUGCAAACUGUUCCUUGAGAUUUUAUAUUUGGCGGAACAUUUUUAACCAAAAUCUCUUGCAAAAUAAAACGAAAUUUUAUCGCAAUUAGCCUUACCAGCUUUAUCCCUUGUGAUGCCUGUAAUGUUGGUCUAGUUUGUGAUAAUACUGAUUUUGUGUGAAGAAUUUCUACACUUAGCUCUUGCUGAUUUCAUUUCCUUUCUCUGUAUUUUGGGCUUUUCUGAUUGACCAUGUAACACACUACAUUAUACAAUGCCAAAAUAUGAACUAAGGGGGAAGAUUUGUUGA